Messenger RNA from Syngnathus acus (greater pipefish), 9342 nucleotides. RefSeq names its product one cut homeobox 2 (gene onecut2). Gene Ontology annotation, biological process: regulation of transcription by RNA polymerase II. Gene Ontology annotation, cellular component: nucleus. Lineage: Eukaryota; Metazoa; Chordata; Actinopteri; Syngnathiformes; Syngnathidae. The transcript has 2 exons. The record is from RefSeq and is a predicted model, not a curated record. Gene Ontology annotation, molecular function: RNA polymerase II cis-regulatory region sequence-specific DNA binding; DNA-binding transcription factor activity, RNA polymerase II-specific. The coding region runs from base 387 to 1871 and encodes 494 amino acids.
GUGUUGUCUUCUUUCCACCCCUCCCUUCGUCAGCAGGUUGGGUUGAGCGGUCCACUAGGGGACCGUGGACAGCUCCCGUCUGAGGAGCAGAGCAACACAGGAGGAGGAGAGGGCUGGACAUGGGGGAGCCACCGAACAGGCCCGUAUGAUCGAGAACAACAAAAUUCGGAUGUGCACUCACCGGGGAAGAAACACAAAGAGAGCAGAGUGGAGAGGCCACCGGAGGACGGGGAAACAAGCGCGGAAGUGAAGGGAAAAGGGGGAUACGGCUACUGACCCAUCCCGGCGCGUCAGGGGGGAGAAGAGGCGAGGCGAGGCGAGGAGAGAGGAAGGAGGAGAAGAAGGAGAAAUAUUUCCGCUCGACCUGAUGGACUGACGACAGAUGAAUGAAGACUGCCUACACUAACGCCUAUCGAUGCCUGGCCAAGGACCUGGACGCUUACGCCAUGAAUACGGACAUGACAAUGGACGGCAUCGGCAGCCUGCACGGCGGGGUGGCGGUGAGCUCUGUGGCCCCUGACGUGGAGCUGAUGAGCGGCCACAGCCCUCACCACGGCCGCGGGAGCUCUUCGGGGGCGGUGGGGGGCCACGGGGCGGCGGCAGCGGCUGCCCUGCGGAUACACCAGGACCUGGCUGCCGCUGCCGCGUCAUCGCGCUCGGCCAUGGUGUCCGGCAUGGCCAGCAUCCUGGACGGUAGUGGGGAGUACCGUCCGGAUCUGUCCCUGCCGCUGCACCACGCCAUGAGCGUCCCCUGCGACACGUCCUCUCCCGGCAUGGGGAUGAGCGGCACUUACACCACCCUAACCCCGCUGCAGCCGCUCCCCCCCAUUUCCACCGUGUCCGACAAGUUCCAUCACCACCACCACCACCAUCACCAGCGGCUUUCCGGCAAUGUCAGCGGGAGCUUCACUCUGAUGCGGGACGAGCGUGGGCUGCCGGGCAUGAACAACAUUUACAACCCCUACCACAAGGAUCCCAUGUCCGGGAUGGGUCAGAGCCUAUCCCCGGUGCUCGGCAAUGGCCUGGGCUCCCUCCACAACACCCAGCAGGGUCUCCACAACUACGGCGCCACCACGCACGGAGGUCACGACAAGAUGCUCAACUUCGACCCCACCAUGCUCACCAGAGGGGACCACCACCAGCACCGAGGCCUCGGUGGCCCGGCGGGCGGGAUGAUGCCUCACCUGAACGGCAUGCACCACCCAGGACAUCCCGUGUCGUCAACGGGACAGCCCCCCCACCCCCACCUCCAUUCUCCAUCUCACGGGCCCGUGUUAGCUUCCACCAGGGAAAGGCCGCCCUCCUCCUCUGGGACGCCGGGGGGGAACAGUUCGGGGCAGCUCGAGGAAAUCAACACCAAGGAAGUGGCACAGAGGAUCACAGCCGAGCUGAAACGGUACAGCAUUCCUCAGGCCAUCUUCGCCCAGAGGGUCCUGUGCCGUUCCCAGGGGACGCUCUCGGACCUGCUGAGGAACCCCAAACCCUGGAGUAAACUAAAGUCGGGCCGGGAGACCUUUAGGCGCAUGUGGAAGUGGCUGCAGGAGCCCGAGUUUCAGAGGAUGUCGGCUCUCAGACUGGCAGCGUGCAAGCGGAAGGAGCAAGACACAGCAAAGGAGCGCAACAACACACCAAAGAAAUCCCGGCUGGUCUUCACCGACCUGCAGAGGCGAACGCUGCUGGCCAUCUUCAAAGAAAACAAGCGACCUUCCAAAGAGAUGCAGCUCACCAUCUCGCAGCAACUGGGCCUCGAACUCACCACCGUCAGCAAUUUCUUCAUGAACGCCCGCCGUCGGAGUCUGGACAAAUGGACAGAUGACGGAGCUAGUCCCGGCGCCCAAUCUUCAGCGUCCAGCACUUGUACCAAAGCGUGACAAUAGGUGGCUGGGUAGAUGACGGGGUUGGGGUGGGGUGGGGUGGGGUGGGUUGAGGUAGCGGGAUUGCAAGGUUGAGGGCACGGGUCGAGGUUUGGCCCGAUCCAAGCAAGGAGCGGAAACCAAAAGUUUUACUUUUUCUUUUGUUUGUCUGUUUGUGUUUGUCAAAGGUGACAAACUGAGAGAGGGGCUGCUCACUGUGACGACUUGUAGCCAAACCGCCUUUUCCAAAAUCCAUAACAAAUCCAUUCAGAAGCUGAAGGGUAGAAGCUUUGCCAGAGAACAAAAUGAUCAAAAACAUAAACCAUAAAAAAAAGGGAAAAAGCUUCAUGCUGGUGUCUCAUUUAGAUCAAGAAACUGACACACUAGCCCAAAUACCAAAGACGAGAGGACAAUAUAUUGUUUUCUAUUAUGCAAUAUAAGCUAGGAACCAACCAAUGGACUAACCAAUGAAAGCUUUAUGACUACAGAAUGUGCAAAGAAUAAAUGGACAUUUCAUCAGAUGUCCAAAACCUAGGUUACUUAUUAUACCAAACCAAAGAGCAUGGAAUUGUUUCUCUCCAAUGAAAACAUCAGACUUGCUUAUGAUUUUUUUUUUUGACAAAGUAACAGUUCACAUUUAGGUUCAGUUACAGUAACAGAAAGUAAUUUCCCUUCCAGAAGAGCGUUCAACAUAGGCUACAAUUAUUACUUCACAAGCAUCACUUUAAGCUUCAAUCUUACCAAAGAUAAAAUUACACAAUUGAACAAUUCUUCACGUUAGGAAAUGGCUUACAACGGAAGCACAAAGACACUAUCGACCUUUCUCACCGUCUGAGCCAUGUAGAACUGCAAGUUUUCCUCAAAUUCAGUAUAGUGAAUAUGUACGUCUGUGAGCACAAUGUUGAAGCACAUUUUUUUUGUUUUGCAAUAGAACUGGGGCUCUCUCUGCCAAGCUGAGUGGUUUUUCGCAUCUUAGAAAACUCAGGAUGCCAUUUUUCUAAACAGUGGCUGAAAUCCACUCUGCGUUUGAGUCAUCACACGCUGUAAUGUAUAAAUGUACAUUCAUAAAUUCACACAACUUUUAGUCAUUUCCAAAAUGCGUUGCCUAAAUUUACAAUCUGACAGAAACAUGGUCAAGCUUAAUCGGUUGAGCUAAAAAUCGCUUUGUGAAAGUGGAUCGUACAGUUUUUACAAUUUAAAGCCUGUCAUUUUACUCCAAUUAUGUAUUUAGAUAUUUAUUGUAGAACAGUUUUUAUAAUAUGUUUGUUGGAAACCGUAUUACACGUUUGGUGGUCCUCAAAUCAUUUUCUGCCAGCCCAGUAAAAAUGUAUCUUUGACGUCAAUAGCCGUCACUGGCAGUGAAUGACUUAAUGAUCAGUGAUAUCAAACAUUUCAACACUAGUUCUUCCUUUUUGGUUUAAAUCUUACUAGACCUUUUAGGACUGCCAUUAAACCAUUGUAAAGACUAACAGUUGAGGAGGCCAUUUGAUCAUGCGGGGAACGGACUUCCCAGGCGAAUCAGGGCCUUUGUAAUAGUUAAAGAGGACAAUCUAAAGACGAUGUCUGGAAAGUCCGUCUCCUGCAGAGGAUCAUUGGCUUCGUAAGCAAGAGGACAUAUAGCGCUUCAGACAAAUCAGUUUGAUAAAAACUCCAUCGUCAGAUAUCAACUUUUGUUUGCAGCUUAGGCUUUAUUUGAUGUCCAUAAGAAAGUGACCCAGCACGUAUUGUUACCAAUACACUGUAUACGAUAACUCUGUAUAGCCUUUCCCAUAUGAUGUAAAUACUUAAGCCCCCACAAAACACCUCGACCGCCAUCACCUCCUACUGCAUCUGGCAGCCUUUAUGAUCCAUAAUCACCUCAUCAAUCAUCUCUUACGUGAGCUAUCAAACCAAAAAAUAGCAACCAAACCAAAGCAAAGGCAUCAGUCAGCAGCCCCUGCUCCUUUAGAAACCCCAGGCUGAGUCCGAGCCUGGUUAGAAGCAAGCCAAAGGCUUGCAAUUGAAAAAAAAAAAUGGACACUGAGACUUUUUCUAUUUAUUGACAAAUCGAAACCAAAGAAAACCCUUUUUCUGCACCUAGCUGUUCCAACAAACGGACUUAAGAUGGAAGAGUAUUACUACCAAAAACAAACAAAAAAUAUUUCAGAAAAAAAAUUAAAAAAAGAGUGGAUUCAGCGAUGUCAAGGAUAGAGGACGACGCUGUGAGGAGGAGGGGAGGGAAAUGGAUGACAUCACAGGAGAGGAGAAAUAGCUUUGUUCUGGCUGAUGUCGAGUCAGGCCGGCCAAGUAUGGGACUGAAAAAGGGAAAACCACACAGGAAGGAGGGAAGAAGAACGCGAAGGAUGGCGUCAUCAACGUUCUUCUCUCCGACCUGCAAAUGUCCGAACAUUAAUGUGUCUCUCACGGUUGAAGAGUGUCUUUAACGUGUGCCUAUGCAGUUUUUCAAAGUAAAAAUGGUUAAACGAACAACAGAAACCUCAGCUAACAAACCAAAGAUUCACUGUUAAAGCCAGAAGCAGUUCUCCUCCUCUUGUAAAAGCCCAACUUUGGCUAAGCAACGUGUGUGCACCACUCACUUGAUGUACUUUGAGUUCUCUCCCAAGCAAUGUAGUACUUUUCAACAAGGUUUACAUUGUUGCCGUUCGUUUACAUUAUUUCCAGUCAAGUUUGCUUAUCCCUGGUAACUAGCUUGCCAGCAAGUACUUAUUCAUUUCAAUUCCUAUCCAAACAUGCAUGCAAUUUUAAAUAGCAGUAGCUUCAGCAAGCUAAUUUAGCUAAAGAUAAAGUAUACGAUAAGAAAGAAUCGUCUCAUUUAGCCUUAGCCGUUAGCUUCUGCGCGAGGCAAGUCUACCUCUAAGUUUCCUGAGGCUUUCAGUGCUGGGAACCUUUAUUGAUUCCGGCCAUUCAAUCAAUUACCAUUUUAAAGUGAAAAAAAACCCAAAAAAACAAUAGCUAGCACCAGUUGUGAGCUAACUACAAUGCUUCCAUCAUCUAUGUUUUGCUUCCCCCCAGUCCAACAUGAAACUCGUGUUUCUGCUGACUGAAUUGUUGAGCUUCCUAAAGCAAGAAGAGUGACAAAAAUGCUUUGUGAGAUGUACAAUUCAUACCAAAGACUUUUUGCUGCACUAUAGCACACUGGCAUACUCGGAUGUAUCUAAUUUAACUGGAUUCCACCAAAGAAAUUGCCCAAAAGUCAGAUUUCUUUGUUGAUUAGCUUGCACAAAAGCCCACCUCACUGUUUUGGAGAGGGAACCAUGUAGCUUGGAAGAGCCACAUUAGCGUGCUCUUUAAGAGGAGGGGAAUUCUGCUGCUGCUCCAUAAUGUACAACAACAAUAAACAAAAGCAACCCAAAUGACAUAAAACACACUGAGAGAAACUGCUCAAAUAUCGGUCAAAUAGCUUUAUCCUUCAUUUUCUCUCUUUCUGUAUGUAAAGCUUCUAGUCCAAAGAGAUGCCCCCACCCACUGAGCCCUCCAAUCGUGUUGACAAUACCCAACGGAGGGGUGUUGUUUAUGGAGCCAGGGGGUGACGGCCAUUUUCCAUUCUCACUUGCAAUUCUGUCUGAAUGUAAUGCAGGCAAAACGAAACCAAAAACAAAGAAAGAAAAAAAGGAUAUGAAACCAAAAAUGUUCCAAAGAGGAUUUCACUGCUUGUUUGCUCGAAGUACUUAAAAUAUGAUUGCCCAUAAUUAUGUCUAGUAUUACAUUCCUACUUGGGAUUUUUGCUAAAUAUGUGUGUUUGUGUUUUUUUUUUUUUUUGUUAAUUUAAUGUAAUUUAUGUUUCUAAUUUAAGCGAACAAAUUGUGUUGCCAAAUCUCCCACUGCACCCUUUACCCUUUUGCUGAAGAUUAGCUUUGCCAAAGUUUACAUUGUACGUUCCUUUUUCUUUCUUUUGGAUGCUGUAUUUAUUUAUAACGUGUUUAGAACACUCUAGGUUUGUACUUGAUGAUAAUUUAAUGAUAUUUAAUUAGAUGUAAUUGUUUUCAAUGAAUAUUUAUGUAUUUAAGAAUGUUAGUUGCAUCAAAGAUGCAGUGCUUACGCCAGGCCUCUUAAUUUAUUCUUUGUUAGCUUUUUGAAGACAAAAAUGAACAAAAAAAAAAAAGGCAAUGUUCUUUUAUGAAUGCUUAGACUUAAUGACAGAACAAUGUAGGAAUGUUAAACUAGACUUACAUCUGAAUGUCCACUCAUGCUCUCAGUAUUUUUUUUCCUUUUGUCGUGGGGAUGAUGUUUCAAUUUUGAACAUAAAAACAAGGCUCAGAAUAGGCCAACAAAUGAUGAGCACUGCAUCUCUCUUUAUUCUUGCUAAUUUAUUGUUUAAAUUGUUCUUUUCAUUUGUUUGCAUUCUGCUUACCAUUGUCGAAUAAGCAAUGACUGUCAGGCUGAUCUUCUAGAUAAUUAAAAAAGAAAGACAAAAAAAGAUCAGGUGAAGAGCGGGCCAACAUUGAUGUAAAUGGAACUACCAAAGAUAACUGGAAUCCUUGAGAGAGACAAAUAAACUGUGUGUGUUUACAUCCAUGCAGCUCAUACCCUGGUUAAGGAUUUAUUUUCUUUGUUAUAGUCUUGAAUAGAUAGUUUUAUUAAUUGCUCUCCCCUAUUUUUUGCAACAAAAUAAAGUGUUUCGAUAACUAUAUUACAAAGAAGUCAUUCUGAGAAGAAAAUAUUUUACAUUUUCAAACUUCAGUCAUACUUUUAAUUGUAAAUAUUGUUGUGUUUAAAUUGUUUCCCCCAUGCCCAAAAGUCACGUUAACUUCAUUGACAACUCAACAAGUGUGGAAUAUAUGGUUGGUCGUCAUGGAUACCAAGGAAAAUAUAUCUUUGCUUGUCUUAACCUUUUAUAAACCCUGACCAAUACUUAAAAUUUGCUACAUUCAAAAGCAUUCGAAAGCUUAGUGAAAUAUCAGCAUGAGGUUCAUAUGAAUAUUGCGCCAUUUCUCAUAACAUUUUGCUUUGCUUUUCUUCUCAGUGUGGCUCUAAUACUCAUUUAUAGUAUUUUGUAUCUAACUGAUUCGAUAGACUUAAACAAAAACAAAUUAAACAUUUAAAACAUCAAAUUAUUUUUUUAUGGUUUUUUUUUGCAGCUAAAAGAACUGUUGACAUUAACAUAUGAUAAAAGAGGUGAAAUGUAAAUGUGAUUAAAAUUCUCCAGGAAUUUAACAUUGGAAACCAGGUGUAAUAUUAUUCCCGUCUCAUCUGAGAUUCUGUGCAAAAUCUUUAUCAUAAGAGGUUAUUGUUAAAGGGGUGUGAUGCUAACACACACUAUUUCCAUACUGAAAAACCUGCUGCAGCGAUCAAAUUUCAUAAGGACAUGAAUGUGUGUGUGUGUGUGUGUGUGUGUCCAAUGGUUAAUUUCCAAGCAUGUGUGUGAGAAAAGAAAGCAAAGUCUAUUUCAGCAGUGAGAACCCGAAAGGGUGUCUCACUGAAUUUCCAUUCAUCCGUUUGAUCAUCACAAUGAAACCAAAGAAACCAAAUGUAUUUUUCCUCUUUAGUUCCAUUUACGUACAGCUCCGCGCUUGCUUUUGUAUUGCAGAUUAUUUAUUGAUUUAUUUACUUUCUAAAUCCCUUUUUGGCCUUUGUAAGGGUCAAAUGAGAUCAGAUCCAAAGAAAUUAUGUGAAUGUGGUAGCCAUUUAUGAACGUUUUAAAUUGUUUAGUAUGAUGGAUUCCUGACACAACAUACAAGGACAGGUGCAUUUUCUCUUCUGUUUCAAAAUGUAGAGAAGGGACACACAUAUAAAUGACAUUGAAAAAAAUAAAUACUGUGGAUUUAGAUCUAAAUUGGAAUAAUACGAGAAUCCUUUUUCUUGUCACUCGAAUCAAUUUCAAGUUAAGUAAAGGUCUUGUUCAAGCAUGAUUUUACUGUUUUUGCAGUCUAUUGUUGACUUGGACUGUCUUCAGUUGUGUACUGCAUAGCAACUACAUUGAUGUGAUUUGUUAAGCCAACAAAUGUGAAAGUCAGACUUUUGUGUAACCUAUCACCAUGACUCCUGUUAUUUAAAAAAAGGAAAACAUACAUGAUCAUAUUUGCUAUACGGGCAUAAGUACUGAAGCACCUCUCAUAAUCAAAGAAUUGAGGAAUUGGGGGUGGGCUGCUCUUUUAAAUGCCACCCGAAUCCUAAAUCUAGUUGUUUUUUUAAGUCAAGGCAUUUUCUCAUACAGAUAAAAAAAAAAGAUGCACAUUAGGAGUGAAAACAUACAGGAGAAGAAUAUACUUAAAAGCCCAGCUCGGUCGAGACAAUUAAGUGAUACAAAAUCUGAUCAAAUAACCCUAUAAAAGCAGUACGUGUUAUGUACAUCCAGUUAUUAUUGCUGCUCUGAAUUAGCAAUUUUUUUUUUUUUUUUGCCCCCAAUGUAUUCAAUAAUUGAAUUCUAAAGUCUAUACUUCUAAAGUCUGAAGUCUAAACCUUGGCAUUGACUUUUAAAAAUAUUUUUAGGGAGUAAAACAACUUCAGUGCUGUCAAUUGUAGUUUCAUCUCUGUCCUUUACUUUUUUGCAAUAUAAUCAAAGCAUAGAAUUUCUGUGAUUUUUUUUUUCUUCAACUUGAAUCUGAGCUGCUUUUCCUCUUAUGCGAACAAGAUCUGAGCAUCCUCUCAUAAGUCAAGAUCUUAUUUUCUGUACAUGCCAAAACACGCUACUUGUUUGUUUUUCCCAGAUGGUUGCAAAGUUUUAAAUGUGGAGAAAACACCCAAACCUAUUUGAGUGUUUUGCGCACACUGUGCUCUCUUUUCCAAACGGUUGCAAAUAUACCUCAUAGAUGCUAAUGAUGAUGAUGAUUUUAAAAUAGUCGUAAUUUUGUUUCUAUUUUGUUUUCCUUUUGGUAAUUAUAAGGACAACUGAGGGGAGGCAAACUUGAUAUAUUUUUGGGGAAUUUGGUAUCGGCAUUUGUUUGGUUCAUUUCAAGGGGUGAUUGUCCCCUUGUGUGUAUACUGUUACAGUACGUUUGGAAUUGUACAUGUUUCUGCCCAGAAAUAAUACAGGCUUCUUUGAUGAGCUGUCUGAAUUCAAUAUUCAACCAUGUGGAAUUUAUUUUUAUACCUACUUUAAAGUCUUAUGUCAGUGUCUUUCUUUACCUGUGCAUCACAGUUUUAUCAUACAUAGCAGUGCUAUAGGCCAGAGUUUCUGCAUGAGUGUUUUUACAGUUAGCUAUCCAUGUUAUGCAUAGUGAACUCUAGUAUUGACCUCAUUCUCAUCAAAACCAUCAUCAUCAUCAUCAGUCAUAUAACCUUUGACAUUGUAAUACAAAACAUGCAUUUAUGUAGAUGUCCAAGUUAUUAUUAGUCAUCAUUAUCAUUAUUUACUUGCUAGUUCGGGCUUCAACUGGAUUCUAUAAAUCAUCAGUAGCAUUAGCAAAGGGUCGAAGGUCAUCUGCUUCUUAUUUAUUUUUGGUAUUCAAUCCAACUCUCUCACUCUAAAAUGUCAUCAAAACCAAAUCAUUACAUUCAGGGUUUUUUUUUUUUAAACAAUGCUUUCCAUAGUUCACCCAGUCAAUCUGAA